AUGGAACCGUACGAAAUUAUCUCAUCAUCUCUCCAUCAAUUACCGUUUAAAACUGUUCAGACAUUAAUACAGCAAUCUAUUUCAAAACUACACUCUGGUAGUAUUAAUUCUAGAAUUGUUUCACACGAUGCAAUUCAUGCAUUCAAUCGUUGUGGUUCUCUAUUCGUUCUAUUCAUUGCUACAGCAAGUCAGCGUGUUGCAAAUUUAGAUAAAAGAAAAGUCGUAAAUGAAAGUGAUGUAAUGAAAGCGUUGGAAGAUUGUUCAUUUUAUCAAGUAAUAGAUAAAUUAGCAAACUCUGGUGGAUAUGUAUUUAGAUGA
Molecule: messenger RNA, 318 nt
Organism: Babesia microti strain RI
Lineage: Eukaryota; Apicomplexa; Aconoidasida; Piroplasmida; Babesiidae
Product: CCAAT-binding transcription factor, putative
Exons: 4
Coding region: 1-318 (105 amino acids)
Biological process (GO): DNA damage response; heterochromatin formation; leading strand elongation
Cellular component (GO): CHRAC; epsilon DNA polymerase complex
Molecular function (GO): protein heterodimerization activity; chromatin DNA binding
Source: RefSeq, a predicted model, not a curated record